Messenger RNA from Encephalitozoon intestinalis ATCC 50506, 531 nucleotides. RefSeq names its product ribosome biogenesis protein NIP7. Gene Ontology annotation, biological process: ribosome assembly. Lineage: Eukaryota; Fungi; Microsporidia; Unikaryonidae. Gene Ontology annotation, cellular component: nucleus. The record is from RefSeq and is a predicted model, not a curated record. Gene Ontology annotation, molecular function: RNA binding. The coding region runs from base 1 to 531 and encodes 176 amino acids. The transcript has a single exon.
AUGAGGGAUUUAAAACAGGAAGAGGAGGAGAAGGUCCUCAAGAAGCUUAAGUUUUUCAUUGGCGACAAUGUCAACAGGAUUCUUUCUGGAGAAGAAAAGCUCUUUUUGCACAACCAGCGUGUCAUGCUCCUUUCGGAAAAGAUGAAAGCGGCAACAUCUAUGAUAUCCAGGAAAAAUCUCAUCAUGGCAGGGACGGUGAUAGGGAAGUUUACCAAGAAUGGGAACUUCCGGCUGGGAAUAUCGUCUUUGAACCUUCUCUCCAAGUGGGCCAUACACAAGGUCUGGAUCAAGAGCAGUGCAGAAAUGAAUUAUGUGUAUGGAAACAACUCUCUGAAAUCUCAUAUAUUCCGGAGCUCUGAGGGAAUUCCCAUCAAUGCAGGAGUCUUUGUAUUCAAUCAGCAUGAUGUUCCUCUUGGGUUUGGGAUUACUUCCUUGACGCCUCAGGCUUACUCUGCAGCAAAGGGACAUGCACUUGUCCUUCUAAGACAGUCGGAUACAGGAGAGUAUGUCCGUAACGAAGAAAAAAUAUAA